Messenger RNA from Halichondria panicea, 2413 nucleotides. Its product is annotated as CAP-Gly domain-containing linker protein 4-like. Gene Ontology annotation, molecular function: microtubule plus-end binding. Bases 131 to 2311 code for a protein of 726 amino acids. Gene Ontology annotation, cellular component: nucleus; cytoplasm; microtubule plus-end. The record is from RefSeq and is a predicted model, not a curated record. Lineage: Eukaryota; Metazoa; Porifera; Demospongiae; Suberitida; Halichondriidae. The transcript has 18 exons. Gene Ontology annotation, biological process: cytoplasmic microtubule organization.
UUAAUCGGCCUGGAUUCGAGGCUAAGCGAAGGCUACGCCCCGGCCGGCCACGAGCUUUAAUCUUUAAAAAAAAACAAGUAGAUCAGAUCAGAGUCAAUGAGUACGAGUUGAGUUCACAAGGCACUUUAGAAUGUCUGGUGGUGGAGGAUUUACUCUUGUAGACUUCAGCAUUCCAGCUCGAGACCUUCCCCUCUCUCACCCCCAUGCUCAAGCACCUCUCUGCUUAAAGUGCCAGAAAUUGGAUCUGUGCUUUUUCAAUCCUUCAUGCGAUGGCUGCCAAGAUCUCUUAUUAGACCAGAGCACCAGUAUUGCAGAGCUGUUUGCAGUGAUGAGGCAAUGGGUUCCACAGACACAGCGAAACAUGUCAUCACUCACCAGAGAAAUUCUUCGCCGAGGGGCCAACAUUAAUGACAGAGACGGACUCACUGACCUCACGUUAUUACACUAUGCCAGCAAGUCUGGGGCAGCUGGAGUCGGAAAUGAACUCUCCGCUGCAAAUCUAGUGAAGUCUCUCAUCUCAAAGGGAGCUGAGAGUGAAAUGAGAUGCAGGUGGACUGAUAUGAACGCUCUCCAUUACGCGACCUAUUUUGACUGCCCCGAGGUGAUAGAAUCACUGGCUGAUCACAACCCUUCUCUUGUGAUGAGUAUCUGCUCUGAAUUUAAUGGUGGCAACGGACUGCACAUUGCAGCCAGCAACUUUGCUCUAAGUGCAACCAAAGUACUGAUACGAUACGGAGCUGAUGGUUCACUCAAAGACAGAGACGGGAAACAGCCUUUUGAAUGCAUUCCUGAAAAUUGCAGUGAAGAUCAAAAGGAUGUUUGUGAAGAAAUGACUGAUCUUCUAAAGUAUGCUGCUGACAAUCCACCUAAGUCAAUGCGCACACCGUCCCAGCUCUCCACACCGAAACACACCCCCAGACAAACCUCCAAACACUCCCCUGCCCCGCCCCCUCGCACACCCACCCCUAACAGAAUGCACGAAACUACUGCCCCCGCUCCUCCAAGAAGUCCCAUUGCCAGGGCAACAGGUGUACCUAAGUCCCCCGCCCCCAGUCAACAGUCCACCAUCUCCACCACCUCCACACGGCUCACAGGUACCACAGAGGACAGCUCUGGCUCAUCUCGUAACCAGUCCCCCAUGCCAGAGGAGCUUAGUCUGGAGAAGCUGGGACUCCGAGUGGGUGACAGGGUUGUCAUCGAUGCCUCAAGCUCCAGACCUAAGUAUGGCACAGUGAGGUAUGGAGGGCGUACAGAGUUCCAGAAAGGGCAGUGGGCGGGGGUGGAACUAGACGCGGACAUUGGCAAGAAUGACGGCUCCUAUGCUGGAAUUAAAUAUUUCACAUGCAAAGAAAAAUAUGGCAUAUUUGUACCGAUGCAUCGUGUGAGUAAGGCCUUGUCUCAACCACCUGAGAAGAAGAGAAAGAAGAAGUCUGAGCUGAAGGCAAGGGACUCCCUCUACACUACCAACAAGGCCAUCGAGGCUCAGGCACAGAUACAAAUGAAUUCAGAACUACAGGUGGGUGAGAAGGUGAUUGUAGGGGGCACGAGGAUAGGAGUCAUACGUUUCAAAGGAACAGUCAGCUUUGCUCCUGGGUUCUGGCUAGGUGUGGAAUUGGACACUCGAGAUGGUAAGAAUGAUGGCAGUGUAAAUGGAGUGAGGUACUUCACCAGCAGACUGGGCCACGGCCUUUUUGUGCUCUCCUCAAAAGUCAAGAGAUACACCUCUUCUUUUCAAACGAAGCUUGAUCCUACCCUUAUCAAGUCCAACCCCUCGUCAACCAACCCUACUCCCAGUAGCAGUAGCAAUGAGUCCACAGACUACUCCUCUUCAGGGGCGGCUAGUCAAGGCUUCUCAACAAGUACAAACGGCACCAGUGGGUUGAGUGAUGCUUCUGCUUCUUCACACGCUGCCUCUCCCUCAGCAAGACGAAGAGGGACUUCCUCCAAUAGGUCCACCCCUCGAUCAAAGGGUCGUCUCACAACUGCCGGUAGCGGGUCCUCUUCACCUGCCCCCCUUUUGUUUUCAAUGUCCUCUGACCUUAUACUGGAGGAUGGGAUGAGUGUUUUUGCUAAUAAGGAGAUGGGCAUUAUCAGGUUUAUUGGAGAGACAGAGUUUGCCCCAGGCAGCAUCUGGCUCGGAGUGGAACUACGAAAGCCAAAUGGGAAGAACGAUGGCUCAGUACAAGGAACGCGUUACUUCAGCUGCAAGCCCAACCAUGGACUGUUUGUAAAGCCGGAGAAAGCAACUCAUAGAGGCAUAAACUGUGCUAAGAUAACUCCUAUAAAACUCACUAAAGUUAUGUGUACCUAAACUAGUCUACAUGCAACAUCUCAGUCUUUUUCUAGCGCUCUUUACCUCACUUUUUGUCAGCAUUUUUGAUUGUUCUAUUAUUAUAAUAUAACAGUCAUCAUG